AUGUCUCAGCACAGUGUAGAAUACUUAAAAGUAAAGUAAUAAUUAUAAAGUAAGUCAGUGCUUUGUUAUAUCGAUAGAAAUAUAAAUCGAUUUUAUUUCAUAUAUUGGAAUUAGAUAUUAUCAAUAAAUUAUGGAGCAAAGAGAAAAAUCUGAUAUUAUGAUAUAAUCUAAGUCUUCACAGGACCAAAUAGCUUAGUAUUUGGUGAAGGCUGUUUUAUUUUUAAGAGAUAGAGACAACAAGAAUGAAUCAGUCAGACUUUAUGGGGCAGGAUCAGCUAUUCCAAAUGUAAUUUUGGUUGCUGAAAUAAUAAGAGCAAGAUUUAAGGUAAAAGGUUAGGAAAUCGUAGGGAUUGAGUUCGAUCGCAACAUUCGAGAAUAUGAAAAAGAAUAUUGACGUGAAGGAGAAUGGAGAGACAAAAAACAUACCAAUUGUAAUCCCAGCAAUUCGAAUUAAAUUGACGUACUUAAUUUUUAUACUGUAGAUGCAAUCCUACUUAAGAGGAAUUAGAUUAGCCAGGCUAUCAAGCACCAGGAGAAGUCAAAGCUAACGGGAAGUUUGAUCUUUUUUCAUAUGUCAUGAUCUAUGCAAAGAAUUUGUACAUUUCAAAGAAUAAAAAACCAAGGCCGAAUAAGGAUUACUCAUAUUCUAACAAGUUUUAAAAUGAGAAACAAAAAUAACCCUAAGAAGAUAGGGUAGCAUUGAUUACAAGAGGAGAUAGUCAUGCAUUAAAAAGAAAGCCUGAUUAACCAGAUUAAAAGGUACGAUGCUUGAGAUUUAAUAGGAGAGUUACAGAAGAAGCAGUAGAAGUCAAGAAAGAUUAAAUGAUAGAUAAAGUAAUGAAAGGAAUUCAAAGUUUAGGACAAGACCAAGACCAAUUUAAAACCAUUCUAAUUUAAAUUUCUCAUCAUAAAAUGAUAGAGAAAACAGAACUAAACAAGGAGCUAUUAAAACAAGAGGAGGAAAUAGAAAGUGAUUCACAUAGUUUAUAGGAAAUAAUUAUAUAAUU
Messenger RNA from Paramecium octaurelia, 1007 nucleotides. Lineage: Eukaryota; Ciliophora; Oligohymenophorea; Peniculida; Parameciidae. The record is from the annotation of a GenBank genome assembly.